UAUAUGAAUUUUUGCGUCGAAUAGAUGCACAGCAUAACAAAGGAUAGUAGGAUGAGAUCGUGGGAGUAUUUCAGAGAGCACACCAUUUCAUAUUUUCGUUUAAUUGAAGCUGUUGUUUCCUAGUUAGCUUUGCCUUGUCGUUAGCAUGACUCAGUGUUUUUGAAGGGGGACGCUUGCGGCCUCCACAUUUUAAAGCCAGUAAGGUUACUAUUUCCCAUGAUUUCGAUUAGGCUUGUUGCCUUAGUAAUGUAAAUAAACGAGCCAUUUAUUCGGCCACUGUAUAUUGUGUUGUGCCUUUUACCUCGCUUGUUAUUUUAGCCGAAACUUUUUGCUGCGGUCGACACCGAAUGAUUUCGUUGCAUUGGCUCACUCGGAGUACACGGGAAUCCGCUAGCCUAGCCGAGCUAAACUAGCGAACAUAACAUGUUGAGACAAGGAUAGCAAUUCCUGGGAAUCCAGAAGUACAUUGGGGUGUGAAUCGGUGGUCUUGUCUUUCUGGUUGGGUUUAUUAGCUAGAUUAAUUCUAUUUACUAUGAUUCAGAGUAACUGCUACCCAAACACUCUCCAUAAAAACAAUAAUAUACUUAGUCUAGCUAGUAGCUAGCUAGUUAUUGGGUGGCUAGCUGGCAAACAGGUGCGUAUCAUUCAGCCUGUUGGCUCAAUUCAUUAUAGGUGAAUAGAUUUAAGAUUUUUUCCUCAUUUUGAUUAUAAUUUAUUUUUGAAGACAGGCAAUGAUAUUUCAGUCAGGUUUUUGAAGUCUCAUCUGUGUGUAGCGAACAUCAACUAGCAAGGACAUGUCCAGGCUAGCUCGCUUAGCUAACGUGACUAAGAUAUGUCGAGCUGUUUGUCAAGAUGUUGAGUGUUAUGGUCGUUAUUUAAUAGCUUGACCAACCUUUUAUUCGCAUACAUUUCGAAGAAACAGCACUGUGUGUAUAUACUCUUUUAAAGCUUUGUACCAGCUAGCGCUCGUAACGUUAGCAUCGUCAGAUAUCUAGCCUGUGAUCAUAUUCCAUAGUUCUUUGUUCUCCGGUUUCAUUGCCCUUUCAGCAUGGGAACGUGAAUUGGUUAACACUAACUGCCUUUGUGCUUGAUAUUUCAAACUAACCACUAUGCCAAACCAGUCUGUGUAUUUAUGAUUUAUCUGCUAUGUGUUAGUGACCGAAUGUUAGCUACUGUCUAAAGCUGGAGAGACCAUCGAUUGCAUCAUGUUGCCUAUACGACUAUCGAGCACAAAACAUUGACACCUUGUCGAUUUGCUUGCUUGACAAGUGAGGGGGUAUUAAAUUACGUCGAUUCUGAAAUGCGCUUGAUUAAUUUUGAACAACUAUCUUGGUACAUUAGCCAUUUUGCUAUGCGUGGCGGGGGUGGACUAACCAUCUGUAUGUGAGAGCUAUAACAGGCUCAGGGCGAUAUAAAUAGCUCCUGAUUGCAGACCCGCUGUGUUGUUGAUGGGGUUUUUCUUCGUAUACGAGCUUCCCAGAUCAGCGUGUCACAUUGCGCCCUUGUGACAGGCGGAAACUAAUGCCCCCCCGCACCCCAGCACCGCCACCUCAUGUGACGGUGAGCCGGGUAGAAAUAUUGCAGUCAGCAGGCAUACACGUGAUGGUACGAGACUGCCAACUUGGCUUUUCAGGGACGAAAAAAUACUUUGCGUACCUUAUUUGUGCUCGUCGGCGGACUUGUUUUGGACUCGGUGUGCCAGUGCUGUUGUGUAUUUAUUUUCUGCAUUAUGGGAACAUCGUGAACGUUUGUGAACGGAACUUCAUGUACAGGUGGUUGCACAACCAGACUCGGUUUUCGUGUACAUAUUUUAUGAUGUAUGAUGCAAGACCAAGUGUAUAUUGAGUUUUGUUAUUAAGUUGCAAAUACUAUUCCAUGACGUGACUUGAAAUAAACGUAGGUACUCAAAUAGUGUUCAUCUGCAAGUUGCUAUUUUUCAUUGCCGGGUGGAUUUAUUCUGAUCAUCUGUUUUCUAACACUACGCUAUAGGGACUAUUUUCUAUGUCUAACUGAAACUGAAAUGGACCAUUGAAGUGUAACAAAAAGGCCUUUGCCUUCAAGACUUCCAAGGUCAGCAGGAGAGACGGGACACACUGGAAGUUCCUCCGCUACAAUGUAAUGGACUAUACUAGCUACAGUAUAACGCCAGUCGCCCUACAAUAAUAGAAUUACUGAAUGUCAAGGACACACAGAACUUGUGAAAUUUCAAGAAAUUGUUCACGAUUGGCAUAGUUGUAGACCAAAUGCGCUGACGACUUGUGUUGAGCUGGGAGUUAACCAGAACCAGCUUGAUUGCGACCGAGUCGGAGUGUUCCGACGUCAGUAAAACCUAAACCGAAACAUUUAGCCUGCUACUGAGGAGGACAUUGCGCAUGCGCGGGAGCAAGCACGUUUCUAGCCUCCCUUUUAUGGAAACGCUUCUUUCGCGUCCUGAGCCACACUCAAUCUCCCACGUGCUGCGUGCUUCCCCGAAGUGAAACUGUGAACCGCACAUGUACGCCGUGUCGUUUGGUUCUGCUAAUUCUCAUAGGAAGUGUCCCGUGUGUAGCCAUGGCCCAAGAGACGAACCAGAGCCCGGUGCCCAUGCUGUGUGCCACUGGCUGCGGUUUCUACGGCAACCCCAGGACGAAUGGCAUGUGCUCGGUCUGCUACAAGGAGCACCUGACGAGACAGCAGAACAGCGGGAGAGCUAGCCCCAUGAGUCCUGUUGGUGCGGGCGCAGGCAGCGUCUCCAGCAGUCCUUCCUCAGAAGCCUCCAGCAUGCAGAGACUAGAGGCCAGCCGAAACGAAGCCGAGGCCUCCCCGUCCAGCUCGGCCGACGCAGCCAGAAGUUUGGCAGCAGCCUCUCUCCCAGUCACGCAGCAGAUGACGGAAAUGAGCAUUUCCCGGGAGGACAAAGUCGCAUCGCCUAAAUCGGAGCCGACCGAGCCAGUUGUCACUCAGCCCACAGCCUCCGCCUCCCGCCCCAGUGACCCCGGCAGCGAGGACCCCAAGCCCCCCGAGGCCCCCAAAGCCAAGAAGAACAGGUGCUUCAUGUGCCGGAAGAAGGUCGGCCUCACAGGGUUUGACUGUCGCUGCGGCAACCUCUUCUGCGGGCUCCACCGGUACUCCGACAAGCACAACUGCCCGUACGACUACAAAGCCGAGGCCGCCGCCAAGAUCAGGAAAGAGAACCCCGUCGUCGUCGCCGACAAGAUCCAGAGAAUAUAAAGGACUCUCUCACGCGCGGGAGCUUUCACCUGAACACUGGCACGUGGCGUCAAUGGACUCCUUUUGUUUCGUUUUUUUUAAAUACAAUCUUGAAAGAAAAAAAAAGAAAACCUAUCCAGAGCUGUUGCAUGAAUGAUCACGUUUUUUCUUUUUCUUUCUUGUUUUUCUCCCCUUUCUCUCCGUGGUGUGUGUUUUAUUUAAACAAAAAAAAAGAAAAAAGAAAAAAAAAAGGGCAAAAAAUAGACAAAUAAUAGUGCUAGCGUACAGACCCGGGCAUCUUUUCAGGAAAAUCUCGAUUACCUCUCCCCCCCAAGAAAUUCCUCCUUCACUUUGAAACUUUGAAUUGGUUAUAUAUCUGUGCCAAAAAAAGAGAAAGAAAAUAAAUCUGGGCACGCUUUUGUUUAGUGGCAAGCAGCAAAGGACCGUUUCAGUCUGAAAGUCGUUUAUUUUCUAUCUACACUGAAGUUUAAGCAUCCAGAUAAAGGCUGGAAUUCUGAGAUGACACGGUGGCCUCCUGACCAAUUCUGAAGCAGAGGCCUGAGCUGGUUCCCGAUUGGUCAAAACAUGGAAAGCAGUGGGGGAGGAGUUGUCUUAUCAGAGCUGUGAUUGGGUGUUACGUUUCAAAAUAUCAUAGAAAUUGGUCAUUUGUGCAGGAUGCUAUUGACGUUCUUACAAGUGCUGAGUUCAUGGUAAUGUCCAGUUUUUUUGUGUGUUUGCCUGCUCGUUUCCCUGGUUACCCCCCGUGGACAGUUGCUGUCAGUUUUCCCCAAUGAUGCCUGUCUAUAAGGUAGCUGCAGUGAGCUGUGAACAGGGCAGGGGCGGGGGCAGGGGGGAACUGGUAGAGGUAAUAUGCCUCCACUUUUUUCUGUCAGGCAACUGGCUACCGGUCUGUAGAAUCUCAGUAUCUGAAUUUAGUGUAACAGUUUAGAUUUUUUUAAAUGUUAAUGUUGUGGGGACGGGGAUGGGUGCGGUACCGGCCAUGUUGCGUAAUGUGGGGUGUUUUUUUUUGUGAGUAACGUGGCGGAAUUCCUGUGCUGCGUCGUUGCUCGGUUACACCACCGUUCCCACAGGUGGCUGAUGGGAAACCGAGUCCGAAGUGUUGCAUCGACUUUAAAAAUAGUUUUUACAAUUUAAAAUACGACGCACAUAGGCUGAAAUUUAUCAGAGAGCUUUUCUAGGAGCAGCAUGGCCACCUCAGACAAAUUAAAUAGCAUGUGGACACACUAGGCAACCUUGGACAUGAUGCCAUUUAUUCAAGUGUUUAUUGAAAAAAAUCCUAAAUGGCAGACGAGAGUUUUAAAGUAGCAGAAUUUACAUAGCGAAAUGCAGCUCUGUGUGCUUAAGAGUUUUGAUGACUACUUCACACUGGUUACUAUAGAGUCUUUCUGUAUUUUUUUCUAUCUAAUAUGGCGGUCAUGGCUUUUUACCUGCGGGUACAUUAACUGGAUUUGACAGGUCGGCCCAUAGGCCCCCACAGCCCUGUUGGAUCUAACAAACAACUUCUAGUUCUUUGUGUAGGUGCUGGUGAAAUUAAUACAGAAAUGAAUGGAAAGCAGGCUUAUUAACCAGAGGGCCCUGUGCACCAGUGAAGCCUGGUCUUCUGGAUGAGGUCCGUUAGAUGAAUCGAGUGUAUUCUCCUUUCUCCUUUUGUGUUAUCGGUUGCUGGAUUGAGCCUGUGAGGAGAGAACCAUUUUUUCCCUGAGUUUUGUCCUGAAGCGCAUUAGUGCGGAAUGUGAAGCCUUGAACCUCGGGCCUGGUCGUCUCCGUUCCUCAACCGUGGACGCGCUCGAAAGGCGUUCGGUGACCGCUACGGUCGCCUGGUUUCCGGAACGCGCGCGCUCCCUCCCUGUCGGGGGUCGGCCGCUGAUGGGACUGCAGGCCAAUCGGGCGAUGGGCCUUCGGCAGGAUGAGGAUGGCUCUUUUGCUUCUUCCUUCCCAGCAUCCUCUGCUGCAGUCUUGUUUUUUUUUUUUUUUUUUUUUUUUUUUUUUUGAGAAAAGGAAGGAGAAAAUGAGCUUAAUUUGUGCCAUACAUGUGAUUUUAUUUUUUUUCCGUUUAUUCCAGAAUAUUUCUUGCCGGUUAAGGAUGUCUGUGGAUUGUGUGUGAUUUUGUUUUUUUGUCUUUUAAUAUGAUAACUUUAGGGGGGGAAAAGUUUGUUCCUUGUUGUCAUUUGUUGUUUUGUCAUUGGUCCCUCCUUGUCGUUGUGUGAUCUGCGAUUGGCUGAAUGAAGCCAGCUGUGAACCUGUCGCAGGUUGUCUGGGUCUGAGGCCUGAAACACCCAUUUUUGCCUGCCCUUCUCUCUCUCAUUUUUUCCUUAGUUUUUUUUUUUCUUGACUGUAGGAGUGUAGUUUUAAUGAGUGUAUUGCAUGGGUUGAGCAUCUACAACAAUGUAAAAUAUCUGAAGUGUAGAAAUUUGGCAAUAUACUUCACUAAUGCUUGGUCAAUAUUUUCCCCUCAAUUAUGGUUUUUUUUUUUUUUGUUUUCACACUUUUUUUUCCCUUUGGGUAAUGUCUGGAGGUUGUGCUGAUAUUUACGUAUUAUGUGAUCUGUGUAUGUGUACGGAAUGGGAGUGCAAGGUCCACUACUCAUAUGGACACAAACCUGUGUACAUGCAGGGGGGGUUCCCUCAAACCCCUUGUCCCUCCCCUCCAAUGCCAACCAAUCAGCUGGCUGCUGUCCAUCUGCCAAUCUGCUUUCUACUGUGUGGACCAGCUUUUGCCUGGUGGAAUGUGGGAUGCAAACAACUUGUUGUCUGGCAGCUUGUGAAUCUGGAACUCUGUUGGAACGUUGACUCUUUAUGACAUCAUAUCUACCAUGGAAACAGACGAACGGAUGAGUCAGCAUCUUACCAGCCCUUCCAUUGCGAGCACUCUGGUGGAGCACUCUGAACAUCAAGCCUGCCCUGUUGGACUAUUGGACUUAUUGCACACUUCGCUACUGGUUCUUGUGAUGCCCCCACCCCCGAACCAUCCCAUAUGAACAAUAUCCUUCCCUUAUUUGCUACUGGGUUGACCGUGUAGCUGUUUGAAUUCUUCCAUUCUCACUAACCUACACAGUUGUUUUUUGUUGCUUGUUUACAAGACCUAAGCAACACGUAGAACAGUUUUUUUUUGUUUGUUUGGGGUUUUCAGAAUUUUCUGUGAAUUCCUUGCCGUUAUGUGAAUAGAAUCUCCGUUCUUUAGCUUGGACAGAUAACAGGUGUUGGGGGGCCCUUGCUCUCACGUGUGUGUGUGUGUGUGUGUGUGUGUGUGUGCGUGCGAGCAUUUCUACCUAUAGAGUCUAAUCUAGCGGUGUGAAGAAAGUCUUGUAUAUAGAAUUUUCUUUGUCCUGGCUUGCUUGGCACUGUUUUUUUUCUCUCUUCUUCUGUAGGGGUGUGAGUUCCUGCUUUAUGAGAAUUGUAUGUAUCCAUUCAAGUUUUAAUUUUAACUUUUAGUUAUGCAAAUUUGUACAAACUGUGUUCAUAUUUAUGUAUUACAUAUAAUCUUGUUAUCAUGCAUUAAUGCAGAAUUGUAUCAUGUAAAUAAAAAAAUUAUGUACAGAGAGACAUUA
This is a messenger RNA of Anguilla rostrata (American eel), 6757 nucleotides long. RefSeq names its product zinc finger, AN1-type domain 5a (gene zfand5a). Bases 2551 to 3210 code for a protein of 219 amino acids. Gene Ontology annotation, molecular function: DNA binding; zinc ion binding. The transcript has 6 exons. The record is from RefSeq and is a predicted model, not a curated record. NCBI's taxonomy places the organism in Eukaryota, Metazoa, Chordata, Actinopteri, Anguilliformes, Anguillidae.